UCCUUUUUUUAAAGCAAGCGUUGUCUGGUCAAAUAGUAAACUGUGACCUGUCAACAUGAUAGAGCGAACCAGAACACCAUUCGAGCACUUGUCUUCCUAUUCGGCUGGCCCAUAAGCGGGGGCGCGUGUGUGCCAAGAAGGUGAGCCGGCGCUUAAGGCGCCCUAUAGGAGCUCCCGGCCUCUAGUCCACGUCUGCAUUGCCAAAAUGAAUUAAUUUAUUCUAAAUAAAAAGUCCCUGUUUGCACCACCCGCAAUCCCCAUGUCCGUUAUAGAUUGAUUUUGUUUAUUUAUUACUGUCAAAAAAAUAAUAUUCAUUUAAUUAUUUUUGUAAGAAGAAAAAAGAAUUAAACGGACAUUAAGUUUUCCGCCCAAGAUUGAUAUUGAUAUAUGCUCAUCAAGUAUAUUUUUGUAUCUACAAUGACGGCUAUAUAAGCACUAUCUGGAUAUGAUUUGUUAUCAGCAUCAUAAACAUCAGAUAUACUACUCAUCAAGUCAAGACAAUCGUGCAUGCCACAAACCAUGGGUGCUUGUGAGGCUCUCUCCUGCCUAGUCCUCCUCUCACUCCUCGUCUCGUCAAGUGCUUCCACCCUAGACGACGCGUGCAAGUCCUUGGGCGCAAGCAACGAGGACAUCAGCUACGACUCCUGCAUCAGGUUCUUCCGGGCCUUCAGUGCCAGCGCCACCGCGGACAAGCGCGGCCUCGUCGUCAUCGCCGCGAAGAUCGUCCGAGCAGAGGCGGCGAACACCCGCAACCGCAUCAACGCUCUCAAGGCCUCGGAGACGGACAGGAAGAUCGCCAGGCGCCUCUCCCACUGUCACGCGCUGUACACGAGCACACUGCACCUGCUCAACGCGGUGGCGAAGGCCAUCAAGUCGGGUCAUUUGCAGGACGCGGAGGCGAACCUCAACGCCGCGAUGGAGAACCCCGACGCGUGCGAGGAAGGGUUCCGGGAGCUGGGCGUCAGGCCGCCGGUGGCCGCCGAGGACUACGAGUUCACGCAGGGGUGCUCCAUCGCUCUCGCUAUAGCGAGCACGUUGUAGCUAGCUAGCCCCCGAGGAUGUGAAUCAGACUAAUAGUUCUAGCAGCGAACAUUUGGAUAGAGUAAUAAACUCUUGGAACCCACGGUUUAAGAUCAAUGAACUUUGC
Messenger RNA from Aegilops tauschii subsp. strangulata, 1147 nucleotides. Its product is annotated as putative invertase inhibitor. The record is from RefSeq and is a predicted model, not a curated record. Lineage: Eukaryota; Viridiplantae; Streptophyta; Magnoliopsida; Poales; Poaceae. Gene Ontology annotation, molecular function: enzyme inhibitor activity.